AUGGAGCCCGAGGGCGCGCAGACCACAAAUCAGACGCAAGCAGAAUCUUUAUCUUCAUGUCCCAACACUGUGUCACCGGUGCCAUUAAAUAAUCUGACCAGUGCUCCAAGGUUUGGAACAGUUACUCCAAAUCGUGUCUUUGUAGGAGGAAUUGAUUUUAAGACUAAUGAAAAUGAUCUGAGGAAGUUUUUUGCUCAGUAUGGCAGUGUGAAAGAAGUGAAGAUAGUAAAUGACAGAGCUGGAGUAUCAAAGGGGUAUGGCUUCAUUACUUUUGAAACCCAAGAAGAUGCACAGAAGAUUUUACAAGAGGCUAAAAAACUUAAUUAUAAGGAUAAGAAAUUGAAUAUUGGUCCAGCAAUAAGAAAACAACAAAUACGGAGUCCUCGUUCUACUGUAAUACCAGAAGCUGGUACAAUGUACUUAACUACUUCAAGUGGAUAUCCUUAUAUUUACCAUAAUGGAGUGGCUUAUUUUCAUACAUCUGAAGUUGCUUCUGUUCCACAGCCGUGGCCACCGCGCUCUGUUUCCAGUUCACCUAUGAUGGUAGCUCAACCAGUUUAUCAGUCUCCUACAUACCAUUAUCAGGCACCAACACAGUGUCUUCCAAGUCAGUGGCAGUGGUCUGUUCCACAGUCUCCUGCCUCUUCACCUUCAUUCUUGUAUCUGCAGCCAUCUGAAGUCAUUUAUCAGCCAAUAGGGAUUACCCAGGAAAGUGGAUGUAUACCUCCACCUCUCCUAGUGGAAGCUGCAGUUCCUGAGCUGUAUUCUGAUCAUGGAGUUCAAGCACCACAUCACCAGCCUUAUGCCCAGAGUGCCAUAGCCAUACCUGCACCUGUGAUUCUCCAACAAGAACCUAUCAAGACACUGUGGAGCAUUCACUACUAAGCCAUUUGUGCAGCUCUAGUCUACCUGUACUGAUUUUCUUGUCCAGUCCUUCCCAUGUGGCUGAGAUCCAUCAUCAACAUACCAGCUAGCAGCUGCCUGUUGUGAAACUUGGGGUCAGUUGUUUCAUUGCAAUGCUUGCUAUUUACAAAUUAGUAAAUAAUAAAACAUGCUCAGAUAGAAUUUAGCAUAGUCUGCAAUAUUGCUUAGCUGC
Molecule: messenger RNA, 1096 nt
Organism: Harpia harpyja (harpy eagle)
Lineage: Eukaryota; Metazoa; Chordata; Aves; Accipitriformes; Accipitridae
Gene: BOLL
Product: boule homolog, RNA binding protein
Exons: 12
Coding region: 1-885 (294 amino acids)
Molecular function (GO): RNA binding; protein binding
Source: RefSeq, a predicted model, not a curated record